AGGGCUCAAGGGAAGGAGAGAGAAGAGUAUCUGAGCGGGCAUCGAGGCUCUCUCACACUAAAUUCCAGAUCCGCGCAGUCCGAGCGAGCUUCCUGAUCUUGAUCCUGAUCCUGAAGGACCGAGCCGAAGACAUCAUCAUGGCUUCCUCCUCGACUAUCGUUGCCCUGCGCCGUGUGGCCUCCAUGUCCAAGACGAUCGUUCCUUCUGCUGCUGGUAAGCGAAGCUUUCACUCGUCUGGAGCUCGGAUGGGAGGACAUGGAGGCGGCUCCAGUGGUGAGAUGUACAGCAAUGAUUAUCUCCACGCCCCCCACAUGUACGAUCUUCCCAAUAUGAAGCAGAAGAGUCUGAAGAUGGGGCUUCUUGUUUUUGGUGGUUUGGCUCUUGGCACAGCUGUUCCAAUUGUUGCUUGUCAGUAUCAGCAAAAGAAGACAGGUGGCUCGUAAACUGGUUGACAGACAACCAGGAUUACUGAGUGUGGAGAAAGCUCCAUUAUUCUUCAAGUUUUCUUGACCGCGGAAUAGUGAUUCCGAAGAGUAUACCGGCUGACAGGAGUUAGAUGAUUCCAGACCUUGAGUCAGAUGAGCUAGAGAUAUUUGCAGGAUUGCAACCAAAAUCCGAUUUCUAGAUCGCAUUUAUCUCGCUUUGCAGUGUUUUCGAGGAAAGUCUUGAAUAUUGCAAUAGAUGGAUAUUCAAGUCUUUGUCCUUUAUCUCUGUCACCGAGUGUCAUCAGGAAGUUUGCCAGGGAAGACAAAAGGGAAAAGCAGUGCUAUUUGAUCAUUCUGAAGGCAGUUUGUCACAUGGUGGUGGUAAUCAACUUGUUGUUACCACCAUAGUGCAACUUCUCUUCACAAUUGGUGUUUGUUAAAGGUACAGUCUAAUACAUCGAUGAGAUUCACAGUUGAAUCCACUGCGAGAUGUCCCGA
Messenger RNA from Marchantia polymorpha subsp. ruderalis, 923 nucleotides. NCBI's taxonomy places the organism in Eukaryota, Viridiplantae, Streptophyta, Marchantiopsida, Marchantiales, Marchantiaceae. The record is from the annotation of a GenBank genome assembly.